AUGGCCGACGCUCCGCAAGGGACCCUGCCUGUGCCUCCCGCGACCGCCGCAAAGCUGACUCCGGCAGAGAAGUUCCAGCUCAUCACGCAAAACUUGGGGGAGGUGCUGGGCGCCGAGCAGCUCAAGGCGCUGCUGGAGGAGCGGGAUCUCGUUGCGUACUGGGGAACGGCGCCGACCGGUCGACCCCAUCUCGGCUACUUCGUACCUCUGGCCAAGAUUGCCGACUUUUUGACAGCGAAUGUCGAGGUCAAGGUCUUGCUCGCCGAUGUUCACGCUUUCCUCGACAACUUGAAGGCGCCCAUCGAGCUCGUCGAAGCACGAGUCGACUACUACCGCCGCCUGAUCACCGCCGUCUUCCGCUCACUCAACCUCCCCCUCGACCGUCUCAAGUUCGUCGUCGGCUCGUCGUACCAGUACACCGCCAACUACAACCUCGACAAGUACAAGAUGUCUGCCAUCACGACUGAGCACGAUGCGCGCAAGGCCGGAGCGGAAGUCGUCAAGCAGGUCUCGUCGCCUCUGCUCUCCGGCCUCCUCUACCCUCUCCUCCAGGCGCUCGACGAGGAGUACCUCGGCGUCGAUUUCCAGUUCGGAGGCGUCGAUCAGCGGAAAAUCUUCACCUACGCCGAGGCUUACCUCCCCAAGAUCGGCUACAAGAAGCGCUCGCACUUGAUGAACCUCAUGGUUCCCGGUCUCUCGGGCGGCAAGAUGUCGUCGUCCGACCCCAACUCGAAGAUCGACUUCCUCGACUCGCCCUCCGCCGUCAAGAGCAAAAUCCAAAAGGCGCACUGCGCCCCUGGCGAGGUCGAGGGUAACGGUGUCCUCGCCUUCAUCCGCCACGUCGUCGUGCCCAUCGGCGAGCUUUUCAAGGGCCAGGGUCGCGCCGAUGCUCGUCCCUGGGUCGAGGGUGAUGCGCCCGCGGACGCCGUUUUGACCAUCAAGGGCGACCCCAAGUUUGGCGGCUCGGUCCGCCACUUCCGCACGGUCGACGAGCUCGACGACGCCUACGCCAAGGGCGAGGUGCACCCUGGCGACCUGAAGAACGCGACGGUGCAGGCCAUCAACGCGCUCCUCGCGCCCAUCCAGGCCGAGUUCGACGGGAGCCAGGAGUUCCAGGAGGCGGAGAAGCGGGCCUACCCGGUCGAGGUCAAGCAGGUUCCGGCGAAGAAGAAGGUCAAGAAGUACACGCCCAAGCCGGAACACUUGAAAACGCCCGAGGAGAAGGCCCGGGACGCGGAAAAGGCGGGUUUGGACGAGACGGCGCAGCUGCGCGAGGCAGUUGUCGAGACUCUGUCGGCGUAG
Rhodotorula toruloides NP11 is the source of this 1302-nucleotide messenger RNA. RefSeq names its product tyrosyl-tRNA synthetase. The transcript is spliced from 4 exons. Gene Ontology annotation, biological process: tyrosyl-tRNA aminoacylation. The coding region runs from base 1 to 1302 and encodes 433 amino acids. The record is from RefSeq and is a predicted model, not a curated record. NCBI's taxonomy places the organism in Eukaryota, Fungi, Basidiomycota, Microbotryomycetes, Sporidiobolales, Sporidiobolaceae. Gene Ontology annotation, molecular function: ATP binding; tyrosine-tRNA ligase activity.